CCUCUGGAAUAUUGACCUGUGUUUUGAGUAUAUAGUAUGUUCUGUACUUGCUGUAGAAUUUGAAUGUUGUAGGCGGAUUCUGUAAACACUUCUAAGGUCAUCAAACACAGAUUACACAUAGAUAUAGAUAUGGAACGAAUAGAUUAAGUACUAGCUUUAACGCUAUAGAUAUUUCAUCGUGAUCCUAACGGGUUGAUUCCCACGUGAUGUUUUACCGUUUACAUUGGUGGAUCUGGUUGGAAGAACUUAACGGUCUGAGUAAUAUAACGGGCAGUAACGGCCUACACGAAGAGUUCGUUAAUUGUGACGUCGGAAGUAAGAAAGAAAUUACAGUUUUUAAAGUUUAACAAAAUAAAUUACGCCACUUGUCUCUCGAAUACUUCAGCGUUUUUCUGGACAUCCUAUAGAAGGUAAUCAAAUGAUUGUAAAGAUUCUUAAAUAAACCUCGGUGGUUUUAACCAUGUUUGCUAUUUGUUGUUGGAAGGAGCAUCUGUACCAUCCUAUUAAAAAAGAGCUAUGUCCUUUAUGUUGAAAAAGAAGAAAUACAAAUUUCAAGUGAACUUUCUUCUUGAAGAUCUUACAGCAGUUCCUUUUGUGAAUGGAAUGCUGUUUGCAAAAGUACGCCUUUUGGAUGGAGGAAGUUUUUCUGAAAUGUCUUCCAGGGAACAGGUGAAAGAUCACCAUGUGAAAUGGGGUACUCGAUGUAGGUUCUGCUGUAAAAUGAGUGCCAAUGCUGUGACUGGCAUAUUAGACCCUUGUAUGUGUAGAAUAUCGGUUAGAAUGGAGGUAAAGGGAGGCAGGUCCUUCCUAAAAUUGGGCUUUGUUGACCUCAACUUGGCUGAAUCUGCUGGAGCUGGUGUGCACAUUCGGAGGUGUCUGCUUGAAGGUUAUGGUGCAAAGCAUCGUCAAGACAAUUCUAUAUUGCAGGUGACCCUACAGAUGACCUUACUUUCAGGAGAUCCUUGCUUUAAAGCACCUUCCAUGAGACCCACAAUGGUUUCAAGGGAACAGUCAAAAGAACAGUUACUACCAGAAAGACAGAAAGAAGACUUUUCUGGAAGCAAUUUAACUAUUAAUAAUUUUGAUAGUCUUCCCAGAAAAAUAAAAACCGAUGCUCAUUCAUCAGGUGGGGAUACAACUUCAAUUGGAAAUGAAAUUGAUGAGGAGAAGGAAGGAAAACUUGUAUCUCAAGCAGAAUCUGAGUUUUGGCACUCCUGCAACUCCAGCUAUUCAAGUCAGCUGUCACCUGCAUCAGUGUACCAUAGUUUUCAUUCCCACUCUAGACAUGGAAGCUCAGAGUUUGGACAUUCUAGAAACGUCAUUUUGGGUGUGAAUGAAGCAAGACUCCCAGGAAUUUUCAAGCUUACAGAAAGAAAGAGGCCAACAGGAAAGAAACAGCUCACUGAAGAAAACAGGAUGGAUUCUACUAGAGUUAAUGCUGACCAACUAAUCAAGGAGCUGUUUGAAGCUAGUAAUUUUGAUGAAAAUGAAGAACCUGCUGAAAAUCGUGGGUUACAGUUAUUCAUUGGCAAGGAUGGGAAAAUAACCUUAGGAAGCCAAAGCAGCAAGACCCAGUCUAACAGAUCUAAGCUGGAGAAGGUUAUGAUUGAACUUAGAUAGCACAUUGUUGUGCUAGAUAUCUUACCUUUUUGGUGCUAGAUAUUUUUUAUUGUUAAACCAUUGUAUAAGCCCAUCACUUUCUGGGAUUCAUUGUUGACCUUCUUUAACCAAAUCAAGUUUUAUAAGUUAAUCUAGUUCCAGGAAGUUGAAGGCAAAAUAAGGAACAUCAAAUUUCUUUUCUCGACAGCUAGAAAUCAUACAGAGAGUUACAGAUGUGUACAAGUGAAGGCUUGGAUUUAGACUUUCUGAGGUAACUUCACAGAAGCAGAUAUAUAUAUAUAUAUAUUUGUAUAAUGUAUAUAAUUCGUAAUGUGUUUGUAUCAUAAAGAACUGUCUGAAAGAAAUACAAACAAAUUCAAUCAGGCAGCAAUAAAGUUAAAACUAAGUUGUUUAUACAUUUUUGCUAUCAAAGGUGUAAUAAACUACGUGAAAUAUGUAGAACCAUGUGUUUGUAAACAACAUAAAUAUAUAAUCUUUGUUUGGUUUUUACAUACUCAGAUAGACGAAAGUUAAUUUAUUAAAGGCACAUCUUCAUUAUCUAGGAAUAUAAUGAUUCAUACAUAUCUGUUUGGAAGGACCAUGAUUUAUGUGAACAAUGACAAAUAACAUUCUCUGUUCAGUUUUUAUGGAGAAUGUCUCUAGUGCCAUUAAGUUAAAAUAAAAAUGGUUCUCAAUUAUUGGA
Molecule: messenger RNA, 2302 nt
Organism: Limulus polyphemus (Atlantic horseshoe crab)
Lineage: Eukaryota; Metazoa; Arthropoda; Merostomata; Xiphosura; Limulidae
Product: protein FAM102A-like
Exons: 9
Coding region: 517-1620 (367 amino acids)
Source: RefSeq, a predicted model, not a curated record